CAAUAGCGUGCAAGGAUAUGAUAGAUGGUUUCAGCCAAACAGAAUUCGCGUGUUGGAAGGUGCAGGAAAGCACAGGUGCUUGUAGGAAAGAUGGUAUGUGCGGUACAAAGGAAAACACUGACGUUUUGACCGGUUUUCGGAUUUGACAGCCUGUGUGAAGUGGUGUAUCGUUAAUUUGGUGUGUUAUUAAUAGAGGGGGACAGUUGUUCCUGAGUGUCAUGAAAUGGUGGCUUGUUGUUCGUGUACUUUUACAGUACAUGGAUAUCAGUGUUACUAACGUCAUAUUUUUAAAGUAACAUCAGCUGACUUGUGAAAUGGCAUUUAAUAAAGCAAGAGGUGUUGGUCAUCAGUCGCAUAAUAUGAGUGUGGUCGCGACGCUGUUGAGUUCUUCGUAAACAUUAAAGCAAACACCGACAGUUGAUAAGAGGGAAAGCUAGUAUCGAUUUAGGGGACUUGGACCGAGGAAAACACUGCUGCCAUGCUUUCCGGUGUGGAAGAGAAAGGUGGCUACCAAUCGAAGUUAAAGAGCUUGGCAUAAACUACGAACAUAAAUACGCAUUCCCACCAUGUUUUUAAUUUUGUUAGUAUCUUCAUAUUUGAAUGCACCUGGAAAAGUGUCCCCAGCUUCCAUAGAACACAUUUAAUUGCAGUGGAAAAGCGUAAAAUAUGGCAAUGGAAAGGCCAAAAUUGGCCAUUCCAGGGCCAGAGUUGCAUUCAGUGAGGCGAGAAACGAUAUCAAUGCUUGGAAAGACGUAUGGCUGUGGGCAAUGCAGUGCUCCUCCCCCUGGACCUCCUGGAGGUCCACCAGGACCUGUAGGCCCCCCAGGUGCUGUUGCUGUUCCACCUGGUGCCAUGGGUCUUGUGCCUCCACAGCAGCCACACCAGCCACCACAACCUCCCGAACUGCCAAUGUUCAAUUGUCCGAGAAGGCCCAACUUGGGCCGGGAAGGUCGACCAAUAGUUCUCAGAGCAAAUCACUUCCAAAUAUCCAUGCCCCGAGGCUUUGUUCAUCACUACGAUAUCAACAUACAACCUGACAAAUGCCCGCGUAAAGUCAACAGAGAGAUCAUCGAAACAAUGGUCCAUGCAUACAGUAAAAUAUUUGGAACUCUAAAACCUGUUUUUGAUGGACGGAAUAAUCUCUAUACCAGGGAUCCACUGCCUAUAGGAAACGAUAGGGUCGAAUUGGAGGUGACGUUACCUGGCGAAGGCAAAGACCGUGUAUUCCGUGUGACAAUAAAGUGGAUAGCCCAGGUAUCAUUAUUUGCCUUAGAAGAAGCUCUCGAAGGUCGUACAAGACAGAUUCCAUAUGAUGCCAUUCUGGCUCUGGAUGUUGUUAUGCGCCACUUACCGUCCAUGACAUACACUCCCGUGGGGCGAUCGUUCUUCUCAUCACCGGAUGGAUACUACCAUCCUUUGGGUGGAGGGAGGGAGGUGUGGUUUGGUUUCCAUCAGUCUGUGAGGCCAUCACAGUGGAAGAUGAUGUUGAACAUUGAUGUUUCUGCAACAGCCUUUUACAAGGCACAACCUGUAAUUGAAUUCAUGUGUGAAGUUUUGGAUAUACGGGACAUAAACGAGCAACGCAAACCUCUGACAGAUUCACAGAGGGUAAAAUUUACCAAAGAGAUCAAGGGGCUGAAAAUCGAAAUCACGCAUUGUGGCACCAUGAGGCGGAAGUACAGAGUGUGUAAUGUGACGAGAAGGCCGGCGCAGAUGCAGUCUUUUCCACUUCAAUUAGAGAAUGGGCAAACUGUGGAAUGUACAGUAGCAAAGUAUUUCCUGGAUAAGUACAAGAUGAAACUGCGAUACCCGCACCUGCCGUGCCUACAGGUGGGGCAGGAACACAAACACACGUAUCUGCCACUUGAGGUAUGCAAUAUAGUGGCAGGGCAGCGCUGUAUAAAGAAAUUAACAGACAUGCAGACAUCAACAAUGAUUAAGGCUACAGCCCGCUCAGCACCAGACCGUGAAAGAGAGAUCAACAACUUGGUCAGGCGGGCUGACUUCAAUAAUGAUGCCUAUGUUCAAGAGUUUGGCCUCACUAUCAGCAACAAUAUGAUGGAAGUGCGGGGACGCGUCCUACCCCCACCCAAGCUGCAGUAUGGUGGCAGGGUUAGUUCGCUCAGCGGACAGACGAAACAGCAGGCCAUGCCGAACCAAGGAGUAUGGGACAUGAGAGGGAAGCAGUUCUUCACGGGGGUAGAAAUCCGAGUUUGGGCCAUCUCGUGCUUUGCUCCGCAGAGGACUGUCAGAGAAGAUGCCCUUAGGAACUUCACAAGUCAGCUACAGAAGAUUAGUAAUGAUGCAGGAAUGCCAAUAAUUGGACAGCCUUGUUUUUGCAAAUAUGCAACGGGUCCUGAUCAAGUGGAGCCAAUGUUUCGGUACCUCAAAUCUUCGUUUACGGCACUCCAACUAGUUGUAGUCAUUUUGCCAGGGAAGACACCUGUGUAUGCCGAGGUGAAGAGGGUGGGUGAUACUGUUUUGGGUAUGGCCACACAGUGUGUUCAGGCAAAGAAUGUAAACAAAACAUCACCACAGACCUUGUCAAAUCUCUGUCUGAAGAUAAAUGUGAAACUGGGAGGAAUCAACAGCAUCCUGGUGCCAAGUAUCAGACCGAAGGUAUUUAAUGAACCUGUGAUAUUCCUGGGGGCGGAUGUUACUCACCCCCCUGCUGGUGACAACAAGAAGCCUUCAAUAGCAGCAGUUGUAGGCUCAAUGGAUGCACACCCAUCACGCUAUGCAGCCACUGUGAGGGUCCAGCAGCACCGGCAGGAGAUCAUACAGGAACUCAGCAGUAUGGUCAGAGAAUUGCUGAUCAUGUUUUACAAGAGUACAGGAGGCUACAAACCACAUCGGAUUAUUCUGUACCGGGACGGAGUAUCUGAAGGACAGUUCCUCCAUGUUCUGCAGCAUGAGCUCACAGCGAUCAGAGAAGCUUGCAUCAAGUUGGAAGGAGACUACAAACCGGGCAUCACAUUCAUCGUAGUUCAGAAAAGGCAUCACACAAGGCUCUUUUGUGCUGACAAAAAGGAGCAGUCAGGUAAAUCUGGCAACAUACCAGCGGGAACAACUGUUGAUGUGGGUAUUACACAUCCAACAGAAUUUGACUUCUACCUGUGUAGCCACCAAGGAAUUCAGGGAACAAGUCGACCUAGUCACUACCACGUCCUCUGGGAUGACAACCAUUUUGACUCGGAUGAACUCCAGUGCCUCACGUAUCAACUGUGUCACACGUAUGUGAGGUGCACACGAUCUGUUUCCAUACCCGCGCCUGCAUACUAUGCACACCUCGUUGCGUUCAGGGCCCGCUACCAUCUUGUUGAGAAAGAGCAUGACAGUGGAGAAGGUUCUCAUCAGUCAGGAUGUAGUGAGGAUCGAACUCCUGGUGCCAUGGCACGUGCCAUUACUGUACAUGCUGACACGAAGAAGGUCAUGUACUUUGCUUGAUGUGAAAUUGUUGUUACGAAUUGUGUUCCUGUAUUCACAGGACAGUGUAGAGACGCACCUGUUUGCUUGGUCGUAAAACUGGUGUGCGGCAUACUGAUGGUCUGGAACUGAUGAUGCGUACCACAUCAUCUUUUAAAAUGGAUACCCUUUUUUCUUAUGUAAAGUAUAAACUGUUGCAUGGUCCCGAUACAUCCAGUGUGGGGAAGAAAACACCAAUGAAAUAGCACUCAAGUGGAAUGCUUAAAUUGUACAUAUUUGAAUGAGAACAGAGUUUAAAUGUGACUGGAGGGAAAGUGAACCACACGAAUCAGGAUGGUGGACUUUGUGACUUGUAUGCUUGGACAAACCGAAGUGAAUGCAUGUGUUAAGCAGCCAGUAUGAAAGUGUAGUAGCACACUGUUGCCAGUAGUGCUUGAAUUUAUCCAUGCCGGGAAUUGAUGACCAAUGCAUUUAAUUGUGUAGCCAUAAAUCAUGUAACUCCCUAUCACUGAACAAGAAGUAGGGGAAAUUUUAUGUUCCUUUGGAAGAAAAUAAUGUUGAGAAAUUGUUUUUCAGAAAAUCUUGUUUUUAAAAGAAAAGAUGAAAGAUUAUUUUAAAUUGUGUGUGUUUAUAUUGUUGCCUCAUGUUCAUAAGAAUUUUUAUCAUUGUCACAUGAAAAGAAAUAGGCUCCAUCAAAAUUCAUCUGAAUGAUGCCAGAUAUAUUCAUUUUUCUGUAAUACCUAUUGUAACUGUGGCCAUAAUGCUGUCUUCUGUAUAUGCAUAGUUUGCAUAUGGAGUUGGGGAAAGUUUCUACAAUUACUGUAAUGAUGUUAUAUAAGCAGUUUUUUGUACGUUUUUAUUUUACCUAACUGGAUAGUGAGGUUGCGGCUAGGUCCCCAUAAAGAUUAUUGUUUAGUGAAAACAGAUAUUUUUGUUUUAAAUUGUGUGACAUCAAUAUUGUCUUUCAGUCAGCAUUAUAUGACCAAAAUGUUCUGUUCCAUGUUUUCUCCUCUAGAAGCAAUCAAAUACUGGAUCAUGUUUCAUGUUAUGAAUUAUGUAAAGAAAUUUGUAACCUUUUACCACUCUCGUUAUUCCUUUAUGAUAAAUGUCAGUGUGAGUACAACUUCAACCUUGUAGGCAUGUAAAUAGGAAUAUGUGUCGUGGUCAAGCAGUGAUGGCACACUGUUGUCAGUAGUGCCACUUCUUGAAAGUGAGGUGUGCCAUCUUAAAUCAGAUGUGUGAGGUUUGCAUCAAUAUAGACUAUCAUUAUUAUUACUGAUGUACAUUAAUUUGUAAUGUUACUAAUGUUCAUGAAUGUGUCUUUGGUUGUGUACAGAGUUGAAGGUGAAAUUCAGGAAACUUUGAGAAAGUUCCCUGUGGAACGUAGUAUAAUGGCAAAAAAUAUUUGUUGCGAUAUUGCUGAUUGGAUUCAGUUGGCCCAGGAUGUGGUCAGUAGUGUGCUUUUGUUUUGGACUCCGUAAUACAGUUCAGCAGAAUAUUUUCAUUUGCUUACAGAAAGAAAAACCACUGUGUUAAGACCAAGAGCUUGGGCAGUUAUCUUUUGAUGCAGAUCUAUAUUUAGAAAUUAUUUCCUGCAGAAGAAAGCCACACAUUGUAAUGAAGCUAAUGGCCUUAUCUUGCAGAAGGGCAUCAGUGAAGUGUUUCUCAUUAGGGAUAAAAGAGUUCAGUAUCUGAUUUAAGCUUAGAUAUAUUUCUACAAAGGUACCAGUAAUAGUAGUUUUUUUUCUGCGGGUACAGUCAACAUUUCAGAAAUAACAACUGCUGACAAUUUCCCAGGAUUGUAUUCGUAAAAGAAUACACUUUUUGUUUUCAUUUUUUUCCGCGGUAUCCAGGUUCUGAAAUGGCUUUUGUUUGUGAGAAUGCAAUGUCAAGCAAAAACUAAUGAUAAGAAAUUUCAGUGAAGUGUCUAUAAUUGAUCAUCGUGCGGUUCAGGUGUGCAAACAUGGUCCUUUGGAUUGUAAUGCUAUGUAGGGCCUCAUAUUUCAGAGGAAGAUAUCA
Molecule: messenger RNA, 5445 nt
Organism: Cryptotermes secundus
Lineage: Eukaryota; Metazoa; Arthropoda; Insecta; Blattodea; Kalotermitidae
Gene: AGO1
Product: protein argonaute-2
Exons: 20
Coding region: 667-3447 (926 amino acids)
Molecular function (GO): RNA binding; protein binding
Source: RefSeq, a predicted model, not a curated record